Molecule: messenger RNA, 2860 nt
Organism: Xenopus laevis (African clawed frog)
Lineage: Eukaryota; Metazoa; Chordata; Amphibia; Anura; Pipidae
Gene: id4.L
Product: inhibitor of DNA binding 4, HLH protein L homeolog
Exons: 3
Coding region: 354-749 (131 amino acids)
Biological process (GO): cell differentiation; circadian regulation of gene expression; negative regulation of transcription by RNA polymerase II
Cellular component (GO): cytoplasm; nucleus
Molecular function (GO): protein dimerization activity
Source: RefSeq, a predicted model, not a curated record
AGGGGCUGCUAGGGAGCUGCAGAGCUGGGAGGUUGCAUGUCCGGCUGACUGAUAGGAUCCUGCUGUCCCUGCCAUUACUAUCUGCAGAGCUGCCUUCCUGUCAUUCCGCCUGAGUGCCCUGUUUACCCAAGCAAACAGCUGCUUUGUAGCAGCCACAACGAGCCUAAUAAGGAAUUGCAUUUGCCAAGCAGUUGGUGCCCCUUAUCUAGAAAGAAGAAGCGGCACCUGUAUCUUCCCCCACUGUCUCUGCGUUGGAUUGACAGUCGCAUGGUCUAUUUCGGUUGCUGUUCAGUCGCACGGUAGACAGUCGCUGCACAACACACGCACACACGAGGCUCCAGGUAUCUGCUGCCAUGAAAGCUGUCAGUCCAGUGCGCCCGCAGAGUCGGAAAGCCCAAGUGCCGUCUGUGUGCGGGGAGCUGGCGCUGCAUUGCCUGUCUGAGCACAGCCUCGGGGUAGCUCGCUACAAGAUGGAAGAAGAGGAGACCCUGUGCCUGCAGUAUGAUAUGAAUGACUGUUACAGCCGGCUCAAGAGGCUCGUGCCCACCAUUCCACCCAACAAGAAAGUCAGCAAAGUGGAAAUCCUGCAGCAUGUUAUUGACUAUAUCUUGGAUCUGCAGUUGGCGUUAGACACGCACCCAGUGCUGCUCAGGCAACAGCCACCUACCAGGACCCCUCUUACGGACCUCAAUACUGACCCGGCUGCCUUAGUGGUGAACAAGCAAGGAGACAGUAUUUUGUGCCGUUAAACCAUUUUUGAGGUGUGCAGCAGGCGAAUCCAGAGCCAGAAGAGGAGAGAGACAAAUUAGAGAAAUAAGGGAGGGGAAGGAAAAGCAGACAAAAGAGGGAAAAAAGCAACGUACACAUCACUUUCUUACACCACGAAGAAUAUAUUCCUAUGCCAUUUGCUCAUACCAGUGAACACUUUCCCUCGUAUUUUCCUCUAUCAUCCAACUUGAUUUAAUUUCUUACCUUUUUUUGUUUGUUGUGAAGAAUUAUGGAAAUGCGGAAGAGUCAGAUAUACAAUGUACCUGGGAGGGGGCAGUUUAGAGGGCUAGAGAGAGAGAGAGAAUAUGCUAUAAUAUGAAGAACUGAAUAUUGAAGCUUUACUAAUAUACCAGAGCUUUGUAGAUAAUUUUUUUUACAUCUAUUGUUUAAAAUAGAUGAUUUUAUUGGUUCAGGGAAUUUUUCUUCCCUGCAGGAAUGUUACAUAUUGUAUAGAGAAAUCCGAGUGACAUUUCAUACUAUGUAUAUAUAGAGAUGUUCUAUAAGUGUAAGUGAUAAAGUAUAUGCUUUAAUAGACUACUGUAAUUAUGAAGUAUUUUUAAUUAAAUAUUUUGUGUAAAUAUAAGUUUGUGUUUUUUUAAUCUCCUGGGGGUUCCAUUCCUAUAGGUAUAAGAAAAUAAACAGCGAUUUAUUGAGAAUUUGCUAAAAUCAAUCAUUUGCUGUCGAUGCCCUUCCGCCCAGAAGUAAAGAGCCUAUUUUAUUUUAUUUUUAACUUUCUCGUUAACCCCAUCUUUGCAUGAUUGCCUGGUGCAUUUUAAUUGGACAUUUAAUUGUCCAUCUUGGAACAUUACACAAAAACACUUUUGUUCCCUAAAGUAAAAAAGUAUAUGUAAUUGGAUUGUGUUACGGAAGCAUUUUUCAAAUCCUAAAGGCUACACGGUUUUUCGGUGCAGUUGUGAUGUGUACAAGCAUGGGAGCUAUUAUACGGAAACCAUUUAUCCAGAAAGGUCAGAAAUAUGGCAGAUAAUGUUUCAUUUCUAGAUUUUACUGAUUUUAUAAUAAUACAGUACUUUGUACUUGAUGCUUUUUAUGCGAACAUUAAAGCAUGCUGAUGGCACAACAAUCAAAAUAGGGCUUUUUAAUUUUUUUAUAGCCGUCAGACAACAUGAUCUUCAUAACAGGUCCUAAGUAUUGUAUCCAAUCCUAUUUGUGUACUUUACCCUUUUCAUGUAUAAAUGUAUUGCUAUCAGUGGAUUUAAAAUGUAAGAAAGGAAAGUACCCUCUCUCUUAUCUGUAAUAUUGCAAUUCCUUUCCUGAUGGCUUUAUCGCCACCAAAUAUCCUUUUACUUUAGAUCAUUUUUAUUAUCUGAGACUGAAUAAACAGCUCUAGCAUCGGUAGGUGUAUUAAGACUAAUUCAGUGUUUAAGCCUGAUGAACUGUCGUCAUUUUUAAAAAGACCAACUUUGGCAGUAAGAAUGAUCACAGUUUUUCCUUUAUGCAGGUAUGACAUAAAUAUGGAAUUUUUGAGUUGUUUUUGGAUAUAGGGUCUUUCCAUAAUGUGGAAAGAUACAAACUAAUCCAUAGGAUUGUUUUGCCACCCGCUUGAAUUGAUAUCAGUUUAGUUAGAUAUUAGAUACUGUCUUUUAUGAGACGAAGCUUAUAACUCAGUACUGUAUAUAAAAAAAAAUAUUUUACAGCAUUCUGGUUAACAGGUUUCCAGAUAACACAUCCUAUGCCUGUUUCAAAAUUCUAGGGUAUAUUCACGGUUAGUAUUUUAAAGAUUGUUAAAAGAAAUCAUUUACCGCCACCCAGUUCUAUUGCUGCAAAAACUGUUUCUUGCUCUGAUCCUCUGAUAACCCUCGUGUUUCUCUGUUUCCCAUUUAGCAAUGUGUAUAGGAAUCUCAUUUUUGUUUAGACAUUCAAAUGAUAUGCCCCCUAUUUGCAGGCUGUUUAAGCUAGACGAUGAACUUAUGAUGUUAUCUGUAUGAUUAAAAAUAAAAGGCACCAUCCCAUGCAUUGAUGGCAAAGUCAAGAUGAAAUGUUGUAGUGGGAGGUUCACUCACUUAUUAACUGUUCUGACUACUGUUAUCUCAUGCACUUUGACAUAUGAGUAUUAAAAUUAAAUUUUUACUUG